GAAGUUGGAACCAAGCUUCUAUGUGAUGCAAAAAAAAUUCUUCAAUAGAAACAUCUGAUCGAUCUGAACUCUCACCAGCUCACUGUCAAAGCGUUACGACGUCUCCCUUCAAAGAAGACAAAUCAUUGUCACAUAACUAUAACCAUCUUGAUGUCCCGGUCGAGCUUGGCAAAGAAGCUUCACCUCGCUAAGAAGGCCUGGAAGAGCUUCAACCUCGCGUUCCAAUCCAAACUUCACAAGCUCAAGACCUCCAAAGUCAUCACAACCACCACUCGCCGCCUCCGAGCCCUGCGCACCUUUCGCUUCCCUUUUCCCUUCAAACGCUACCCUCUACCUAGACCCUCCUACACCUACAGCCAACAUUACCAUUACAGCCGUCACAACCACAGCCAGUCCCAUAAGAUGAACUUCGCUGCUAUACACAUAGACGAGCUCUUUGAGGGGCCUGCUGCCUCGGUGAACAGAAACACUCUGCACGCGCGCGCAGAAACAAGUAAAGGUAAACAAAUGAUUGACGAAAGGAGUUUGCCCAAAAGGAGCAAGAGCAUACACAGUGUUGAGGACGCAUGGGAAGCGGUCAUUGCUUCGUCGCCACAACUGCGAAAUGUGGAUGAAAGGGCGGAGGAGUUCAUCUCCAAGUUUCGCGAAGAUAUGAAGCUCCAGAAGGAAAGAUCUUUCCAGGAGAUGUUGGAGCGCAGUGCCUAAAUUUGGUUUUCUCUUUUUUACUAUAAAAAAAAAAAAAUAUUGGGUUAUUUUUU
Messenger RNA from Juglans microcarpa x Juglans regia, 758 nucleotides. RefSeq lists its product as uncharacterized. The transcript has a single exon. The record is from RefSeq and is a predicted model, not a curated record. Bases 151 to 705 code for a protein of 184 amino acids. NCBI's taxonomy places the organism in Eukaryota, Viridiplantae, Streptophyta, Magnoliopsida, Fagales, Juglandaceae.